Phialemonium atrogriseum is the source of this 2176-nucleotide messenger RNA. Its product is annotated as permease family-domain-containing protein. Lineage: Eukaryota; Fungi; Ascomycota; Sordariomycetes; Cephalothecales; Cephalothecaceae. The coding region runs from base 1 to 1962 and encodes 653 amino acids. Gene Ontology annotation, biological process: adenine transport; guanine transport; transmembrane transport. The record is from RefSeq and is a predicted model, not a curated record. The transcript has 9 exons. Gene Ontology annotation, cellular component: plasma membrane. Gene Ontology annotation, molecular function: purine nucleobase transmembrane transporter activity.
AUGGAUAUGGAGAGCGAGCCUCCGGGAAAGAUGAGCCGCGCUGCGGCCAUCAAGCGACGCUGCAACCAGGCCAUCAGUUUUGUCUGGGGCCUGAAUGUGACGAUCAACCGGUCUACCUUUGGUCGCAUGUUUCGGCUCAAAGGAAGCGGUCACCCCAACGAGAUUCAAGAUGCCAACUUCUCCACCGAGAUUCGCGCUGGGCUAACCACCUUCGCCACCAUGGCAUACAUUAUUGCUGUCAAUGCGUCCAUUCUGUCUGACACUGGCGGCACUUGUGUGUGCGAGCUACCCUACGACGACGCAGGAAACUGCGCCAACAACAUGGAGUGGACAAUGUGCAAGAACGAGGUCAAACUGGAUCUCAUCACCGCCACCGCCGCCCUUGCUGGCUUUUCUAGCAUCCUCUUUGGACUCCUGACCAACCUGCCGGUCGCCUUAGCCCCGGGGAUGGGACUCAACGCGUACUUCACCUACCAGGUGGUCGGCGUCCGAGGCCAAGGCCCCGUACCAUACGGGCUGGCCCUCACUGCCGUCUUUGUGGAAGGCUUCAUAUUCGUUUUUCUGGCCCUGACGGGCAUGCGGCACUGGCUCGUGAAGAUCAUUCCCGGAACAAUCAAGACAGCUAGUGGUGUAGGCAUCGGCUUGUUCCUCACCCUAAUCGGCUUGUCGUACGGUUCCGGCAUUGGACUGGUUACAGGGGCCGUCGCGACUCCGUUGGCCAUUGGUGGCUGCCCUACAGAGAACCUCUCGCCAAACGGCGAGUGCGCUACCGGGCUCAUGACAAAUCCCAAGAUGUGGAUCGGAAUUGUGUUUGGUGGUCUGCUAACCGCAUCGUUGAUGGCAUAUCGAGUCAAAUCGGCUAUCAUGAUCGGAAUCAUCUUCGUCUCGAUCCUCUCCUGGCCCCGGGACACCCCAAUCACAUACUUCCCCCACACCGACGACGGCGACUCUCGAUUCGCUUUCUUCAAGAAGGUAGCCACGUUCCACCCCAUCCAGCACACAUUUGUCGCGCAGCAAUGGGACCUGAGCGGCGCCAACGGCGCCCAAUUCGCCCUGGCCCUGUUCACCUUCCUCUAUGUCGACAUCAUCGACUGCACCGCCACGCUCUACUCGAUGGCCCGCUUCUGCAACAAGACGACGAACAAGGGCGGCGACUUCCCCCGGUCGACGGUCGCAUACUGCACCGACGCCUUCUGCAUCUCCAUGGGCUCGCUCGUCGGCUGCUCGCCGGUCACGGUCUUCGUCGAGAGCGGCGCCGGCAUCGCCGAAGGGGGGCGCACCGGGCUGACCGCCGUCGUGACGGGGCUCUGCUUCCUGCUGUCCAUCUUCUUCGCCCCGAUCUUUGCGUCGAUCCCCCCCUGGGCCACGGGCUGCACGCUGAUCCUGGUCGGUUGCCUGAUGGUUCGACAAGUAACGAGCAUCAACUGGGCAUACAUCGGCGACGCCCUCCCGUCCUUCGUCACCCUGGCCGUCAUCCCCUUCAGCUACAGCGUAGCCUACGGCCUCAUCGCCGGCCUCUUCACCUACGCAGGCCUAAACGCCCUAAUCCACCUCGUGACCAUCGUCUCCCGCGGCGCCCUCCGGCCCCGCGACCACGACCUGAAGGAGUACUGGACGUGGAAGCCCGCCGGCGAGAAGCCGUGGGUCGUCCGCGCCUUGUUCUCGUCGGGCGGUGGCGGCAGUCGCUUCUGGGGUGACGAGGAGGCGACGAGAAAGAAGAAGGAAGAGGAGAAUAAGAGCGCCGGCGCCGCAGCCGCAGCCGCGGUUGGCGGCCUCGAGGAGGAGGAGGAGAAGGAACCCGCCGGCAGCUCCGGCUCGAGCUACGGAUCCAGCCUGGAUGCCGCGCGCGUCGCCCCGCCGGAGCACGCCGAUGGCGGUGCGGUGCCGGUGCCGGUGGUGGUGGUGGGGGUGGGCCCGCGUGCCGAGACCCCGUCGCCUCGGCCGUUCCGCGCGGUGCAUUGAUGGCCUGGUUGGCGUCAGGUUCUUGGGAGGGGCGCUGGAAAUGCGCGCCUUUGGUCCUCGCAUGCUGUGAUUCUACUUUACCGGGCCUUGCUUGGUUUGGGGCUCGAUCUUGAUCUCUGUUGCUCUGGGGAUGGCUGUGUUCUUCUAACGCAUCGUGUGUGCAAGGUGGGGAGUUCUGAUCUGAGAAGAGUACCCGAAGGGAGGGUUGUACAUG